Funneliformis geosporum is the source of this 945-nucleotide messenger RNA. The record is from the annotation of a GenBank genome assembly. NCBI's taxonomy places the organism in Eukaryota, Fungi, Glomeromycota, Glomeromycetes, Glomerales, Glomeraceae.
AUGGUCCAUCAAAGAAAAAUACAAAUAAGAGUCCCCUCUACUUCUGCAAAUAUAGGACCAGGCUUUGAUUUGUCAAAUUCCAAUAAAGAUAUAACAUUAACUUAUAGUGGAGAAGGUAGUUCACACGUACCAUUAUCCAUUCACCAAAAUUUAAUCACAAAAACGGCAUUAUACGUAUUAGCUUCAAAUAAUAUCGACGGGUUCCCAUCACCAAUGACCAUACAUGUUAAUAACGAAAUUCCUUUCGGUAGAGGUUUAGGUAGUAGCGGAGCAGCAGUUGUUGCUGGUGUAAUGCUAGGGAACAUAACAGGAGAUCUUGGGUUGAACAAAGAUAGGUUAUUGGAUUACUGUUUAAUGAUUGAAAGACAUCCUGAUAAUGUUGCCGCAGCCUUGAUGGGUGGAUUUGUUGCCUCUUAUUUACGUGAAUUGGAUCCUAAAGAUUUCGAAGCCCCUGUUAUUCCUCAUUCUGAAACUCUGGAACGUGAAACCCCCGCUGAUAAGACAAUGGAUGUGGAUGGACGAGAAUUAACACCAACAGUACCUAAUGGAAUAGGACAUUACAUUAAAUUAAAUUGGGCUAGAGAGAUUAAAGCCAUCACUAUCGUUCCUCAAUUUGAAGUCGCUACGGCUACCGCUAGACAUGUGCUACCACUCACCUAUGAUAGACAGGAUGUGGUAUUUAAUUUACAACGAUUAGCCGUUUUGACAACUGCGUUAUCACAGUCACCACCAGAUGCUGAUUUGAUAUUUCAUGCCAUGCAAGAUAAAAUACAUCAACCCUACCGUAGACAUUUGAUUCCGGGAUUACCAGAAAUUUUAUCAAGUGUAAAACCGACAUCUCAUCCGGGAUUAUUAGGAAUAUGUUUAAGCGGAGCGGGACCAACAAUUUUAGCUUUAGCAAUCAAUAAUUUUGAUAAGAUUUCCGAUACAAUAACAAAAUCUUAG